AUCUACAUGAGAAAAUAAUUUUGAAAAAAUCGAUAAAAAAUGAACGAUCGAGUGAAAAUUCGAUGGAAGGAGGCUAAGGAGAGAAUUGGAAACGCAUAUCACGAUUAUGGACGAUUAUGUGCCGCCCAUCCAAAAGCCUGCCUCUCAAUGUCCCUUCUCACAAUGAUUGUCCUCUCAUAUCCAACAAUCACACGUCUCCGUCUACCAGUCAGCACUCCGAUUGAUGUAUUUUGGAGUGAACAUUUACAUGUUAAUGACAAAAUCGCCCCCUUCUGGAUAAAUGAAAAUCCGGCAUCAUACAUCCAGCAAUUCAUUGUCUCCACUACAAUAUCUCCAUGGAAUGCAACAGAAAUGGGACCGGAGCAUGCUGUUCGUGCGGCAAUUGCGACGGCUUUUCGAAUUCGUCAAAUUCUGCUCGCAGAGCCCGCUGUCGAAGAACUAUGCCUUCGGCUAGCAAAUCAGAGACAAGACUCCUCAUGGCCAUUUCGUUCAAAAUCACUCUGUGUUGUACUCUCGCCCGCCAGUAUUUGGUACAAUAAUCUGCAAAAAUUUCGAGAAGACGAUGACACAAUCACUACGGUUUUUAAUGAGCAUUGUAAAUCCACGUUUUGCAUGAGAGAUUUGUUGUUGGGAGCACCUAUUGCAGCGACAGGCAUUAAGCAGAAAUAUCAGACGAAUCGAAAAAGAAAAAUCGAAUUCGCUGUGACCAUGUUUUUUGCAAGAUAUAGCAAGAAGGUUAUUCAAGGAAUAAGAGAGAAACUGCAAAAAGAAUUUGAAUUAGUUGACACUCCGCCUAACGAUCAACGAACAUUUGUUCAGGUGUACUUCCAUCCACUCAAGACUUUUUCAGAUUAUAUUCCACUGAUAUCGACUUAUUUCGUUUGCAUGAUCUACGUCUACUAUUCUUCUCGUAAAAUUCAAAUGGUUGCAUCUCGAUGGGGACUUGCUUUUGCCUCUUCAUUUACUGUUGCAUCGACACUUCUUAUGACAACUGGAAUAUGUGCUCAUUUAGAUUUGAGUACGACCACUUGGGGUUCCGAAGUAUACCCAUAUAUUGCAUUGAUUAUGGGAUUAGAGAACACUUUGUGUAUAACUCGAAGCGUUGUUUAUACAUCUCCAUCAUUGGAUGUUUCAUCAAGAAUUGCACAUGGAUUAUCACAAGAAGGAUAUAAAUUAACUAAAUAUUAUAUUCUAGAGCUUCUCGCGUUGCUUAUCGGAUUUUUAACGAGAAUAUCUGAUAUUCAAGAAUUCUGCCAGUUUAGUGUCAUUUGUGUGACUGUCGAUUUUUACAUGCAGCUCUUCUUCUAUGCACCAUGUCUGACGUUUGAUCUACAACGCCUUGGGCUCGAGGAAAAACGGAAAUUCGCAGAAAUUCUACUCUAUGAAGAGAUUCCACGUCUCAAAAACUAUGCACCUGUCAGCUGUCCGAUGCGAAAAAUCUGGCCCAAAUUGUUCGUAAUGAAGAAAAUGCAAAAACGGCGAGUUUCGGAUUCUGGUAUAGAAGAUGUGAUGAAGAAUGAUGAACAACGUCGACUACUGAUUUCAUCUGAAUUUGAUUCAAAAGAUGAUGGAGAUGUUCAAGAGCCAAGGCCUGAGGAUAGUGUUCGAAUGAAAAUAAUGUAUUUUAUAACAAGAACUCGAAUUGUUCAACGAACUAUUUUGGUAGUUUUUGCGAUUUGGACUGUCUUCUUGGUUUUCUUUGUUGGUUCAAGACAAUUGGGAAUGGAGAGUAAUUUGACGAAUCAAUCGAUUGAAAGUCUUACAAGAUCUCAUCGAAUUCUGUCAACUGCGAAUUUGCAAUACGGAAAUUGGCAGAGAAGGACUUAUAAAUGGUGGCCUCCAGUUGCUCAUGAAUACAACAUUUCUUUAAACUCUCGUUAUGUCACUUUCCUUCCUCCAAUCGUUAUCAAUGCAAUCGUACAUCCAACUGAUAUUUUAUUGCAAAAUGUGGAGAAGACGCAUGUGAAUGUACCAAAUGAAGAGGAAGAUGCUCCAAUUCUUCGAUCCAGGAUUGAUUGGCUCGAAAUGCAGUUGAAAAUGUAUCUGGCAGCAUUCUGGUUGCUUCUCAUAACUACAGUAAUCUCGUUUUUUGCCUAUGUCUUUUUGAUCGAUCGAUGGAAACUUCGAGGUGUGAAACAGAUUCAAGAACAACAAAUGAGUGAAACCACGACAGACUCCAGUGAAACUGUUAAAAACUUUGUGGAUACGCUUCCAAUAGUCUACCAGGGACAUCGAUUCCCAAUAGAAUCAGUUGCAAUAGAUCCAGAAGACACAUCAACAUUUGUUUCGUGUUGUCAAGAAGGCGUUGUAUAUGUUUGGAAUACACAAACUGGUCAGAGAACUCUCAGAAUCAAUCGGCUCCGAGCAGUACCGGAGAAGGGAAAAGAGAUUCCAAGUGCUCCAAAAAUAUGGGCAAUUGCUAAAAGAAAUGAUAUCGUCAUUCUUGGAUGCUGCGAUGGAAGCAUCGAAAUUGCAAGCAUAUCUCGAAAUAAGCUCAUUGGAUUAUACACUAAAUCAACAAUUGGAGCAUCGCAUGUAGUUUGUAGGGAAGAUGACGUGGCAGUUGUUCGUUUGGAUGGAUCAAUCGAGUUUCUAAGAAUUGACUACGACAGGACAGAUGGCACUAUCCGUGUUCGGAAGAUCGAGCUUCUCAAGUCAGUCCGUGCGCAUCAGAAACCAGUUUGUCGAAUUGCGAUUUGGAAAUCCCAACUGAUUACGUCUUCAUUCGACAGAAGUAUUAAAAUGUGGAAUUGGGCUGAGAAUCCGGAGCAAAUCGACAUUUCAAAUGUUUUUCUGGCUCACAACUCUCCAGUUGUCAAUCUAGCAGUUGAUGAGGCAACUUCAAUAAUGUAUUCGUCGUGUGAAGAAGGUGUAAUUUGUUGGUGGAAUCUUAAUACAGGAGAACUUAUUCGAACAAAUGAUAAUAAUUACACGUGGGCUUUUCAACUUGCCACGUCUUCAGAUUAUCUUCUGGGAUUCUAUGGAUCAUCUCAAUUGUAUAUGUGGAAUGUUGAAAAUGGGCAAUUGGCAUGUAGAGUUUCAGAUGCUUUGGGCGAUGGAACGAGCGAAGACACUUUAUAUACUGUCGGAAGCAGUGGAGUAGUGUCAUUUGAUGAUCAAGUCGCUGCGACAACUUCAUCAGAUUCUGUAACAUUUUGGGAUUUGAAGCAUCGAGCGAUUAUUGGAAAAGUCAAGCUGAACGGAAAGAUCAGUUCUAUGCGAAAAAACACGAGUCACAGCGUUUUGUGUGGAGUUGACAAUUCAAUGUAUUCAGUUACCGUACCACUUGUUCGAUUCAAGUGAAUCUAUUAGAUAUUACUUAGUUUUUGAAAUCUUGCCUUUUAUGUGCCUUUUUCACCUAUUUCAGGAAUAUUCAUGUGAUAUUAUAUACGAACACUUACUGACCUCAUUUACAGUUUAACUGAAUUUGUUUUCAAUUUGUAUAAAUCAAAGUUUUUUUUC
Messenger RNA from Caenorhabditis elegans, 3462 nucleotides. It is a transcript of the gene scp-1, whose product is annotated as Sterol regulatory element-binding protein cleavage-activating protein. Gene Ontology annotation, cellular component: Golgi membrane; ER to Golgi transport vesicle membrane; endoplasmic reticulum membrane. The coding region runs from base 40 to 3303 and encodes 1087 amino acids. The record is from RefSeq and is marked reviewed. Lineage: Eukaryota; Metazoa; Nematoda; Chromadorea; Rhabditida; Rhabditidae. Gene Ontology annotation, biological process: SREBP signaling pathway. Gene Ontology annotation, molecular function: sterol binding. The transcript is spliced from 12 exons.